Vigna radiata var. radiata (mung bean) is the source of this 1463-nucleotide messenger RNA. RefSeq lists its product as uncharacterized. The transcript has 2 exons. Lineage: Eukaryota; Viridiplantae; Streptophyta; Magnoliopsida; Fabales; Fabaceae. The coding region runs from base 70 to 693 and encodes 207 amino acids. The record is from RefSeq and is a predicted model, not a curated record.
UAUUUUUUAGAAAUCAGUUAUAAUAUCUCUCUGAAGACUCCUUCCUCACCAUCACCAAACCACAUAUUCAUGCUUUCUAUUCUUUGCGUGAGGACACCAAAACCUAAUCUCUCGAAGCAUCGUGUUCGCUAUUCACCGAACUACAUCUUCUUCGCUGCCUCGAGUGUCGCCUUAACCACCAAAUCUCAUCUUUCACUAGGUUUUCCUUAUCUUUUAUCUUUUGACCGAUUGUUUUGCUUUUUUUUUCAUUUUUCACCGAUUGAGAUCAGUUUUUAUCUGUUUACAUCUAUUAAAUCUCGUUUCAACCUUUUCUACCGAUUAAAUCCUUUCCGAAUCCUAGAAUCUCCUCCGAACAAAUCUUCGAAUUUAGGAUUAGCCUUUGAUUUCACCGUCUUCCGCUGUUGCACCACAUCGUUGCGUGCACCUUCACGGGCAACACGGAAACAGAGAAUGGACGCGAUUGAGAGCGAUAACGCGUGUGGCAACAGGAGCAAAAGAAGACGGAGACACCUCCUACUUGUUGGAGAUGUGGAAGAAGGCGGUGGAGAGAGAGCGGAAGAACGCGAACUUCAAGACAAUUUGGAGAAGAACACCAGCGAGUUCAACAAGCUUCUCCAAAUCCCUUCCGAAGAGCGCGACCGCGUUGCUUGUUGUCCAAAUCGAAGAAUGGAAGAACCACAUAAGCAAGAAUGAACGUAAAAGAAGAAAUAUUGAGCAAAGAUUGAUGAUGCCGCUAGGGUGCAACUGAGCCCCAUUCUUCUCUAGAAUGUGGUAGCUAGGGUGCAGCUGAGCAGUGGCAAUGUUGAAGUCGACUGUGUGCGCCACACACUCGACUAUAUUAGUUGUUUGCUUUGAAAUUAUGUUUUGCUCAUGAACACUAACGUUCAAAAGUUAGUUAAGCAUUGAAUAGUAGGUCAACUGUAUUAAAGGAGAUUUUAUUUUGGUUGACUGAAUGCUAUUGGUCUAACUUAUCAGUUAUAACUGUCAUAAUCUAGUCGGCUAAAUUAGUAGCUUAUUCGACUAUGAGAAUAUUUGUUUAACAUAAUUCUAUAAAUAGUCAAAACACGAAUUUGUUCUAAGAUUUUUGGGCAAUUUGAUCUAACACUUUCAGAUUCUGUUUUAGAUUAAUUCUCAGAGAUUAUAGAGCACCAAGAAUUCUCCAAGAAGACGGUAGUGAUCUUUUUUGAAAGAGAUUCAAAGGGAGACUAACUGCGCACACAUUGCUUGAUCACAUGUCUGCACAUUGGGAUCAAGAUUAUUGUUAACAUCCAUUGGUGAUUGUUGUUGUGACCUGUUGUGAUUACAAGGGAUAGACUCGUGGAGUCUGGUUCACUUUGAGGACUAUUCAAAAUGGUUGACAGAUUGCAGGAGAGGGGGCAUCUUACUACAAGUCUUGGUGUGUUGUAUUGGCUAUAUUUUGGUUAGAGGGUUAAAGAGGAGAUUUAUAUUUUUGACUGGAGGUC